AUGGCGACAAAUGGCGAGUCUUCUGCGGGUAUCCCGCCCGCGGGUGGCAGGAAUGAUUCUCGCCAGGACCGUAAACAGCGCUUCGGGGGCUCUCGAUUCAACAGCAACAACCAGCGCAAAAAAGGCCGUGGCGGCAAGUCGUCGGAUAACAAGCGCGGCGAGAAGCGCGAAGGAGCCAGCGACUGGCGCGAGUACAAGCGGCGCAAGGUAGAUUCCGCGGGCGAGGUCAUCGAGGCCAAGAAUCCCUUUUCCAAGGACGAGAUUGCGGCCGAGGAGCGACGACCGAAGCGCAAGGUUGCCGUCAUGAUUGGGUACAGCGGCACCGGGUACAAGGGCAUGCAGGUCAACGGCGACGAGCCCACGAUCGAGAGGGACCUGUUCCAGGCCUUCAUCAAGGCCGGCGCAAUCUCCAAGGCCAACGCAGACGACCCGCGCAAGUCGAGCCUGGCCCGGUGCGCGCGCACGGACAAGGGCGUCCACGCCGCGGGCAACGUCAUCAGCCUGAAGCUCAUCAUCGAGGACGAGGACAUUGUGGACAAGAUCAACGCGGCGCUGCCGGAGCAGAUUCGCAUCUGGGGCAUCCAGCGAACCAACAACAGCUUCAACUGCUACCAGUACUGCGACUCUCGCUUCUACGAAUACCUGCUGCCCAGCUACUGCCUGCUGCCCCCGCACCCGCAGACAUUUCUGGGCCAGAAGCUCGUUGAGCUGAACAAGGAGUAUGGGUACGAGGAUGAAUAUAAUGCCAGCAUGGCCGAUGUCAAGAACUUUUGGGCAGAGGUUGAGGAAAACGACAUUAAGCCGAUUCUUGCCAAGCUGGAUCCCGAAGUCCGUGCCGCCGUGCUGGAGCGCAUCCACUCAAUAGACGACCCCGAAGCGGCCAAAGAAGAGGCGGCCAAGGAAGAGGCGGCCAAGGAAGAGGCGGCCAAGGAAGAAGCUGUUCAGGAAGAACCCAAGAAUGAUGAGUUAGUAGCCGAAGAAGCCCCUGCUACUGAUGCCGAGCCGGAAGCCGCCGCAGCAAACCCCGUCGUCCUGACCAGCACCAAGCCGAAAGGCCGCGAGCUGGGCCCCGUCGACUUUGCCCUCCGCGACAUCAAGGCGGCGUACAUCAACGCCAAGAGGCGGUACCGCAUCACGCCGGCGCGCCGCGAGCGGCUGCAGGAGGCGCUCGACAAGUACACGGGGACGCGCAACUUUCACAACUACACGGUGCAAAAGGCAUACGGCGACCCGUCGGCCAAGCGCACCAUCAAGUCGUUCAAGGUGAACCCGACGCCGGUCCUCAUCAACAACACCGAGUGGCUGUCGCUCAAGGUGCACGGGCAGAGCUUCAUGAUGCACCAAAUCCGGAAAAUGGUUGGCCUGGUGAGCCUCAUGGUGCGCUGCGGCACGCCGCUGGAGCGCAUGGAUGAGAGCUACCAGAACCACAAAAUGGCGAUUCCCAAGGCGCCCGGUCUCGGCUUGCUGCUGGAGCACCCCGUGUUUACAAAUUUUAACCGCCGCGCGACGGAUAACCUGGGGCGCGACGAGAUUGAUUUUGAAAAGUACGCGGACAAGAUGGGGGCGUUCAAGGAUAAAGAGAUUUAUCAGCGCAUCUUUGACGUGGAGGAAAAAGAAAAUACUUUCCACGCCUUCUUCAACCAGAUUGACCAGUUCAAGGCGAACCACUUUCUGUGGCUGACGGCUGGUGGUCUCAAGGUGGCCGAGAUUGCCAAGGAGGAGAGCGGCAAGGAGGAAGAUGUGGACAAGCAGCUGGGCGACGAGGACGAGGAGGAUCCCGACGGCGGGCAGGGCUAG
Messenger RNA from Beauveria bassiana ARSEF 2860, 1797 nucleotides. Its product is annotated as tRNA pseudouridine synthase A. Gene Ontology annotation, cellular component: nucleus. Lineage: Eukaryota; Fungi; Ascomycota; Sordariomycetes; Hypocreales; Cordycipitaceae. Gene Ontology annotation, molecular function: pseudouridine synthase activity; RNA binding. The record is from RefSeq and is a predicted model, not a curated record. The transcript is spliced from 3 exons. Gene Ontology annotation, biological process: tRNA pseudouridine synthesis; mRNA pseudouridine synthesis. The coding region runs from base 1 to 1797 and encodes 598 amino acids.